AUGGAUAGUUUGAAGAAGAUGAAAAAAUAUAUUUGCAGUGUCUAUCUGUUUUUGGCCAUAGGAGUGGCUAGCAGCAUGAUAGACCGUGUGCAUGGAAGUUCUUUGAGCGAAACGUCCGAAAUGGAAGUGGACGAGUCCUCCUGCAUUAUGGACCUUCUGCAGAAUAUUGAUAGCCCAAUGGAAACCAUUCCAACAAAAGAAGACCUCGACCGUGCUAUUACCGCUUCCCUAAACGAUCCUGAUUUGGAUUGUUUCUUCGAGUUUGUCAAGAGCCUGGGCCCUUCCAUUAGGUGGAAGCAGCAGGCUCUUCUGCACAUAAAGAAGAACCUGAGAAAAUACCCGAAACUACAUAAAAUACCCGGGUGGACCGUGAAUAAACUGGACCAGAUGCUUAGAUUUAUUUCUGAGAACAUAAAAGAGCUCAGCACGGAAGAAGACAGCCAGAACAAGAUGCAAUAUAAUGGCGUAAAUUUGCAUUUCAGAGUCAAAAGCGGCUAUAUGAGCUAUGAGUGCCGGUAUAAAACCGAACACUUAGACAAUGCCAGGGACCGCAUAAUUGGCAUGCAGAGAAAAGGCUUCGAAAACAAGGACUUGGGUGCAGCGAUAUAUCUUCUUUUUUCAGUGGCCGAAAUAGCAUUCGACUUUUCCGUGCAGCAAAAUAAGAUAAUUCUCUCCCUGAUAGACGAGUGUAAAGACAGCACGCCAAAGGGAAACUACAUUGACAAAAAUAUCUACGAUUUCUGCGGGGCUUCUAUGAAAAGGGAGGAGAUGUUUAACAUUAUCCUUCAGCUGAAUAUGCUGCUAAAUGCUUUUUAUAGCAAUGUAUUGAAUGAUGUGGAGUUGGAAAAAUAUUACGGCGAAACCACAGAAAAGAUAGUCAACAGCCUGAACUCCAUGUUCUUCUCCGACACGGGAAAGCAGGUUCCGUACAUGGAAAUUACAAAAGGCAGCAUUUCGCGGCUCUAUUCUAUGCUAUAUCGGUUUUUCGCGCUGUUUUAUGCCAUAUGCCCAUAUGCGGGUGAAAACAUGGUGGAAUUCGUGGGGAAGGACAAGGUAGUUACCGAGAAGUACUACAAGAACUUCUACCGCAUAAACAACAGAACCAUGGAGCUCGUGUUUAAUCUGGACUUUGUUUGCCCUAAAAAGACCGAAGUACAGGCUACAGGGAACCGUCUUCCCUCCAGCAGAAUAAAGCUGCAUCGAGUGAACUACGUGGACAACAGCGAGAGAAUGCAAAAGCCGGUUAUAAUCCCCAUGACCCCGCACGGAAUCCCGUGCGCAACAAUAAUAGCUCAGAUUUCGCAGAUGUACGGCCGACCACAGAGCAACAUACACGUCCUGGGGCUUAACCCGAAAACCCGCAAAUGGACAUACAGAAGCCCGCACGACACGAUGUACUUCACUGAGUCCUUGCCGGGCUCUGAGAUUUUGGUGUUCUACUACAUAUCCGAGGCAAACUCCCCGAAUUGCAUUAUUAACGGUGUGCUUGCCGAGUAUGCGUCGUACCACUGCAAGGAAUCGAUGGACUCCAGGCCUCUGCGAUUUCCGCUGAUUAUUGACUUCAUGAUGGUGUGCGCGACAAGAAAGCUGACACUCCAGAGAUCUGCAAUGAUUGAGAGCGCAGAGUUUGUCGAUUCCAUCCCCUGCUUAAAGGACCUUGUUGACCGUGAAGCAUAUGUCUUUAUGGAUUCCGCAGACUUGUCAAGCGUUGAACUGUAUCCGCAGAUGAAGGCUGAGUUCUUAGAGGACAGCGAGUCUCUGGACAUGGACAUGCUUUUCGCAAAAGGCAAUCUGGUCACAGAAAGGUCCAAAUUCAGCGACGCCGAUGGAUGGACAGACAUCAUGUACUCCACAAGAAUCACCAACUUCUGCCAGCAUUCCAACAUAUACAUGGACGACUUUACAGCGAGCUAUCUUUCUAGCGCGCCGGGGGUUAAGGACUCAUACGGAAACACAAUAAAAAACAUUGUAUUCAGUUCAACAGAGCCUGUAACAUGCAUCUUUAACAUGAGGGAACAAAACUACCAUAACAAACUAGUGUAUACAUGCCUAGACAGGGAGCUGCAUCUAAACCACGAGAAAAUGCGCAAAUCACUGUGCUUCUACCCGUCGGUCGUUUCAGAAACCAGCCUUGUGACAAUGGAGCCAUCAGCCGAAACUUGCCUGCAAGCAAUAGGCGUACACGGCAAACUGCUAAUCUAUUUGUUGAACUAA
This is a messenger RNA of Nematocida major, 2214 nucleotides long. RefSeq lists its product as uncharacterized. NCBI's taxonomy places the organism in Eukaryota, Fungi, Microsporidia. The transcript has a single exon. The record is from RefSeq and is a predicted model, not a curated record. Bases 1 to 2214 code for a protein of 737 amino acids.